UCGUGCGUUUUGGUGCGGUGAUGUCCUGAGGAGCGCGCGGCUUCACGGUGCGUAAAAACACUUCCAGCACAAAAUGUGUGGAUUGGCGCUUCUUUGCGUUUACACACGGGCUGCUCCUGAUCCUCCUGGAGAGGAAUCCGUUCCUGUAACAGGACACUAAGCUAUUUUUAAACGUCCAACUCACUGAUGCCCGGAAAGAUGGACACUCUGUACAACGGCACCGAUUUUAACGGCACUAACGGGACAAAUGUGUGCGUUAACUGCAGCGACGGCUUCAACCAGUUCAUCCAGCCGGUGUGGCGGAUCACACUCUGGGCUGUCGCCUAUUGCAGCAUCGUGGCGGUGUCUGUGGUUGGGAACAUGGUGGUUAUCUGGAUCAUUCUGGCGCAUAAACGCAUGAGGACCGUCACCAAUUACUUUCUGGUGAACCUGGCCUUUGCAGAGGCGGCCAUGUCAGCGUUCAACACAGUGAUCAACUUCGCCUACGCUGUUCACAACGAGUGGUACUUUGGUUUGGUUUACUGCCGCUUCCACAACUUCUUCCCCAUCGCGGCCAUUUUUGCCAGCAUUUACUCCAUGACGGCCAUCGCUCUGGACAGAUACAUGGCGAUCAUCCACCCCCUGCAGCAGAGGCUGACGUCUACAGAGACCCGCGUGGUGAUCACUGUGAUCUGGGUGCUGGCUCUGCUUCUGGCCUUCCCUCAGUACUACUUCUCAUCCACCGCGCUGCUGCCUGGACGCACAGUCUGCUACAUUGACUGGCCUGAGUACACCUCUGUGGACUUCAAGAAGAUAUACUACGUGUGUGUGACACUGCUGAUCUACUUCUUGCCCCUCUGCAUUAUGGGAUGUGCGUACACGAUCGUGGGUGUCACCCUCUGGGCGAGUGAGAUUCCCGGAGACUCUUCGGAGCACUACAAAGAGCAGCUGACUGCCAAACGCAAGGUGGUGAAGAUGAUGAUCGUGGUUGUGUGUACGUUCGCUGUCUGCUGGCUGCCCUAUCACAUCUACUUCCUACUGCACCAGUUCUUCCCCGAUUUAUUCGAAGAGCGCUACAUCCAGCAGGUGUACCUGGCCAUCAUGUGGCUGGCCAUGAGCUCCACCAUGUACAACCCGAUCAUCUACUACUGCCUCAACAGCAGGUUCAGAGCAGGUUUCCAGCAGGUGUUUUGUUGCUGUGCUCCAACCGUCGGCAAGGAGGAGCUGGAGCUCAAGUCACCGCGUUACCUGCAAACACAGGUGAGCAUAUAUCGAGCCAGUCGCAAUGAGACGGUUGUGUCCACCACCGUCAACCCUGCAGCAACGGAGCAAAAGACAGCAGAGCUGCCGUCCGGCCCCCCUCACAGCCCGCCUCACGCAGAGGUCACAUCUAACGGCUCGGGCUCAGAGACAUUUACCAAGAGCCCCAACAGCCCCUCCCAGUAGAGGAAACACCAUCAGAUGGUGUGGGAACAAAGUGUGGAUGUGUUCAGCUGUCACUGUUCUGAGGAGGCAGUCGAGUUCGGACACCGCCGUACUAGUCAGGUGCAUUAUUUAGCUCUGGUGUUUUGUUCUAACCAGUGAGACAAGUGCAUUAAUACCACACAGAGGCCUACAGCUGAUCAUCAGUGGGUGGGAACUCAUCAGAGUGAAAACAAGUGUUAGUGUGUCAUAAAAUACAAUACAAAAAAGAAACCAGUGUCAACUUGGGGCUCAAUGUCACAUGUCAGUGGAGGUCAAAUUAUACAAUAUUUCACACACAAAAACAGUCCAAACAAGUUACACAUAUUUUGUCACCAGAGAGGUGUCUUCACAUUCCUCUACUAAAGGGAGAGAUGUCUGUGCACUUCCCUAAAAUCGGCGUACGCCAGGCAGCUAAAUUAGAUAUGUCACUAAUGCAAAAGCCAAUCGCUGUCUAAUCCAGGGCACACACAUCGACAGGGGAACAGACUUCGACCAAACACUUUCAAAGAAACCCGAAACCUUCAGCACGAAGCAGAUUGUCACUACAGAGAGCAGUUAACAUUAGCACAGUGAGUGUAUGGAGGUAAAUGGACCGAUGUGAACACACUGUCACACUGUAGCAGACAUUAUGGUGUGUUUCACAGCCACUAACAUUGUGUCAGCCACUGCUAAUUACAAGCUAACAAACAACAUGAAUAAAAGACGCUCACUACACCAACCAUUCUGAUACGUCUGCUAGUCUGGGUCUGACUGAGGCUCAGACAUGUAUGGCCGAAUCUCUGUACAGUUUCCCCUAAUGCUAACCAUCUUAAUGCGCACUGAUUUGUCACUCUUUCAUCGGUCAACGUAGCGUGAGUAACGCUGGAGAAACAGGAAAGCAAAACCCACCUCAAGCAUUGGUGGUGGACAGGUGAGAGGCCAGAUCUAGAAUUUCUCAGAGAGAAAGGAAGGCUAGAUCUGCUUCUAAACUCUUUUCAGAGGUUUUUUUACUGUUAUGACGGAAAACAGUGUUAAACAAAGUGCUAUACUUUAGAAUAUGUCUGGUGAGGGGCUAUGAGUACACUUGCAUCUAUUUACAUUGUACAGUUGCCAGCAGCUUAUUCGCUUAGCCCCUCCUUGCCAAGAAUUCGGUCGCUCCGUGAGACAAGAAUUUGCUACCUAAUAUCAGCCACCCCGCUGUCCCUAUGCCUUCCUCCCUACUGAGCUGCUUCCCUGGACAGAGAGUGACCACAAACUUCAAAGUCCCACCUUUGGUCGUUGGCUAUAGCAGCUUGAAUAGAGUGCCCCACUUAAGAGUCCUAAAACCUGGAAAUGAGUUAGCACUCCCGGUUCCCUUGUCUCAAAGUCAAAAGGUUGGUUUACACAAGCUUAAGAGACUCACGUUUUGCUCUACAACAUAAAAUACAUCAGUAAAUACCCCACUCUUGAACUUUGAGGCUUCUACAUGACUUACAAAAAAGCGGGUUCUAACGAAUUGUUAAAUGAGACUACAGAACGUCAUCGCGCAGAAAACGGCUUCACAGUCUUGUUAUGGCGGUGACGUUAAUCAUAAACAUCUGUUUGCCACGGAGCUUAUUUUCUGCAGCAUUCCCAAAAUCCGAUGGGCUUUUUGACGAGGGAACCAGUGCGAUGCUAACUUACGUGUCAGCACAGAAAAAUGUCAUCCCUGGGGCACGUCAUUUGACCUGCACAAACCCUCCAACGCUGGGUGUCACAGCAGUGCUGGGUCUAACUUGUGUAACAGCAGCAACAGAAAGUUUGCUGAUCCAGCGAACAGUCUGGACUGUCCAGUCCACCAGAGCUGGGGUUUGUGCUGGCUAGAUUCCGGUUGCUUCGGCCACUAACUAGGGGUCUGUCUCCGGAGCUGCUGCCCACUCACCUCCCAGUGAGGUGGUCUGUAGUGGCGGGGGGUGAGGCGGAGGACACACUGUGAUUCGAGGCGCUCGCUAACAUUAGCUACAUAAACGUUUAUCUCCAUCUCUGAAACACAUUGCUGAUAUUCAGACUCUAUUUUAGAUUUUUAUUUUGAUGAGUCCGUCUUGCGUUUUUGGGUUGCUUUGCAGUGUAGACAGUUGUUGCCAACGCUGGAGUCGUAACUCUCUCAGUGGGAUUCUCCACCAUUGAGUCAGGCUGUCACUGACGGGACGUGCACACACAUCUGCCUUUGUAGAACAGCCAAUAGGAACACACUCUCUCUGAAAUGACCUGUGAUUGACUGAAGUCUCCCACCACAGGAUAGAUUUUCUAAAGCCUGAAAACAGAGCCAAGAGGAGGUGCAGAAGUCUAGUUUUCACUCAGGCCACUAUAACUACAAUAUGCUCAAAGUUUAUUUUGGGAUAUUUGUGCAGUAAUGCCAAAAUGAAACUUCCUACCCCGGCUUUAAGCAAAGGUUUUGAGUUCUUCUUCCACCACUGGUGACAACACACAGCUGUGCACAAACUGUUGGACACCACGGACAUGAUAUACUGAUAGCAACACAUCAGUCUACUUCACACUGGUCCAUUUCAUCAUUCAGCAUGUGUCCUGCUCUGACACUUGACCCCCAGCAUUCUCGGGCUGGUUUUGGAAAGCGUGACCCUCUGCUUCCCCUUGGCAACAGUGUCACGACAAGUUGGUGACGCAGUGUUUGUGUUGUGUGGAAACAGGGGGACAGAUUCUCUUGUGUGUGAGUGUGUCUCUAGCACCUGUUGGGCAGGAUUAGCCCCUUGUUUUGACAAUGCGUUGAGCAGAGUUCAGUCUGCAGCAGCCAGGUCACAGGCCAGCCAAAUAUAGAAGAUGGGACAGGGAGGCGCAUGUACUGUAGAGGAGCCGAUGAAGUCCUAGAGGAAAGAAAAGAAGGUUCACCACCCUCAUGCAUCUGUUUACAAGCUUCGGACUGGGUGAACUGGGACGUCACUGGUGAGGAAUGAUGCUAUUUCAGCCUCGCAGACAACAGCUGCACAAAUAUAAUGUACACAUACUGCUCUGGUUUACCUGUGUAACCGCUCUGUUAACUGUGAUGUGAGUGCUUGAUGUUGAGCAUACAGAAUGCAUUAGGACCAAAUAUUUUCAUGUCUUGACAUGCUGUCAUUCACUGGUUCAGUAUAAUUACAGGAGGUGCCCUUGGUGUUACCGACCCACCUGCUGUAUGUGCUGUAUGUGCCCAUGCUAUGGCCUUUAUGUAUUUCAGCAACAAGAACAGGCUGUUAUUUGGCUGAAAUAACCCUCUGACAGUGUCUUUAAUGGGUUAGUUCAGAUAUUUGAAGUGAGGUUGUCUGAGGUACUGAUCCAUAAACAGUUUAGUACCUACAGUAGAUAUCAGUUGACACGCCCCCACUUUGCAGAAGCAGGCUGGAAUCCGACAUGGAAGCUAAGCAAUCUACUGCUAAAUGUAUUUUAACCACGAAAAAGAGAACAGUGUUUAAAGUGUAAGCUUCAUUAAAAUAAUUUUAUUGCUUUCUCUUAAUGUCAGACAGUGAUUUCCAACAGGAAAAGGAAGCUGUUACAUCGCUUUCUUCAAAGCCAGACUCCACUGAGGAAAUCAGUGAUUUAAGAUUGCUUAAAACAGGAGCUGCUGGUCUACUGCUGCCUUCUUUAGUUAGUUUGUUUGUGUGAUUGUGUGAUUUUGGCAUUUAAAAGAGUUGGUUCAGAUUCACCAAAGUCGCACAAUGACACAAACUAACUAACUGAUCGGGGCAGUGAUAGAUCAGCAGCUCCUGUGUUCAGCAAUGUUAAAACACUGAUUUUCUCAAUGGAGUUUGGUGGCUUUGAUUACUCAAUCAAUCAAACUUGAUUUAUAAAGCAUUUUUCAUAGAAACAGAAUACACACACACACACACACACACACACACACACACACACACACACAAAGUAAAGACUAAUGGUAAAGACUAAAAUUAUAACAGCACUCAUAAAAAAAUGGGAACUAAGGAAACACCUGAGGCAGGAUAAAAACUCAAAAUAGAAAACAAUUUUAAAUGAGUCAAUAAAUAAGUAACAAAACAGAUGACUAUACCAGCUAUAAAAACAAAUUAAUAAUAGAUAAAAUAAAUAAAAAAGGCAUAAAGUUCAAAUACAAGCCAGGCUUUGCUGUUCAUCAACACUCUAUGCGGCCCUCAGGUCUUCAGACAGAUGUGAACCAUACUUAUGAAAUCACUGUGGGUUUUUGCUCUAACUUUGGGGAUGAUUCAAAGGCCACUGCCAGAAGGCUUGACGGCUCAUACCAUAAAAGCAAAUCUGAUGAAUAGGUAGUACAAAGACCAUUAAGAGCUUUAUAAACCAAUGAAAGGAUCUUAAAAUGAUUAAAACGGGCGGCCUGACGGAAAGGUAAAGCAAUAAAACACUCUCAAUAUAAGAACAACCUCCAGCUCACCUGGUAGAGUGUGCACCCCAUAUAGGCUGAGUCCUUUGCAGCGAGCCGGGCUUGAUUUGAUUGUUGAUCUGUUUUGUACACACAACAUCCACAUUGCACGUCUGUAAAAUUUAAAUUGAAAAUUGAAAUCCAACUUAUGGCCCUUUGCUGCAUAUCAUCCUCCCUGUCUUUCCCCCUUCCUGUCACUCUGCAACUGCACUAAUAAGUGCAAUAAAAGCCCCCAAAUUAAUCUAUAAAAGGAAAUACUCUCAAUAUACACUGAAACUAGUGAAGGUUUUUGUAGAUGGGACUUUUUUUAAGGUGGCUAAUAUAUGUUUUGUUGCAGAUUCCCAUCUACAGCAGUACAUUGCUUAGCUUCCAUGUUGGACUCCAGCCUGCUUCUCUAAAGUGGGGGCAUGCGGACUAACAUGUACUGUAUGUAAUGCACUGUCUACGAAUCAGUACCUCACACAGCUCCACUUCAAACAAAUCCAAACUAUCCCUUUGAUAAAGUGUUUAAGAAGCACAAGAAGUCAUAAAAUAUUCAAUCAUCCAAUGUCCAUGUAUUUAUGUACACAAACAAAUGACUAUAUCAGUGUUGCUGUGUUGUUAUGACUCUUUAUAUACUGUAACUUGAAGAUGUAUUCUGUGAGUGUGACAUUACUGUGUGUAAAUUAAAACUAUGAGUGCUGAGUUUGUGAUAAAAAUCAGCAUCAGCUGAUGGUUAAGAACAGUGAUAUGUAGAGAGGAGAAACAGUGCCCUAAUAACACUGAGAGAAACAUAAAUGACCAUAAAGAAAGAAAGAAAAUACACUCCUUCGUUUUAACUCACCAGUGGAUAAAAGGUUGAAUAUUCAGUUUUCAACACAAGAAAGGAAAUUUUGUUUUCUGUAAAAGUAAAGAAACCAGAGGGCUUACUGAAUAAAACAACACAAUGAUGUAAAUAAAUGCCCCGAAAGAGUGUGAUAUUUUCUUAAAUACCGGUAUGCUCAGUUAAUCAAUUGCAAUGUCCAUCAUAUUGAUUAAUUAUUACUGUUAUUGUUUUUUACAAAAGCUGAAUAUUACCAUGUAAUACAGGGUGUUCUUUUGUCAGUAUAAUAAAUGUAAUGAU
Molecule: messenger RNA, 6884 nt
Organism: Epinephelus fuscoguttatus (brown-marbled grouper)
Lineage: Eukaryota; Metazoa; Chordata; Actinopteri; Perciformes; Serranidae
Gene: tacr1b
Product: tachykinin receptor 1b
Exons: 7
Coding region: 187-1425 (412 amino acids)
Biological process (GO): positive regulation of flagellated sperm motility; G protein-coupled receptor signaling pathway
Cellular component (GO): sperm midpiece; plasma membrane
Molecular function (GO): substance P receptor activity
Source: RefSeq, a predicted model, not a curated record